Molecule: messenger RNA, 7589 nt
Organism: Eupeodes corollae
Lineage: Eukaryota; Metazoa; Arthropoda; Insecta; Diptera; Syrphidae
Gene: Dscam1
Product: cell adhesion molecule Dscam2
Exons: 24
Coding region: 628-6729 (2033 amino acids)
Biological process (GO): dendrite self-avoidance; axon guidance; homophilic cell-cell adhesion
Cellular component (GO): plasma membrane; axon
Molecular function (GO): cell-cell adhesion mediator activity
Source: RefSeq, a predicted model, not a curated record
UCAGUCAUCGUCGAGGCGUCGUCGGGCAGAUUUCUUUCAAGGCGUAGCUCUACGCGAAUUUAUAGUUCCGGUUCGUGUACACACUUGAAUGAGUGUUCUCAUAAACCACCCCUGUGCGGAUUAAUAUAAAUUCAUAAAAUCUUCAUCAAAAUUUGGAUUACAUUUUUGGAUUAUCACACUUAAUUGGAUUACAUUGGAUAAAACGAGCAAUUUUGUUUGGAUAUUUUGCCAACUCUAACGUUCGCACCAACAACGCGCGUAAAUUCGCUUGCGUUCGCGGCGUUCCGUUAAUAAAAAAAAAUAAUAAUAAAACUAACUUAAUACAAAAUCUCGUGUUCGUCCGGGUCAGCUCUAAACAACAGCGAUCUUUCGAUAGGAUCCAUCGAUCGAGUGUGUGGUGUCUAAAUUAAAUUUAGUAUUAUUGUGAAGUGCUAUAAUUGAAAAAUUAAUAAAUUGAUAACAAAAAAAAAUAGAGUUAAGAAAUUAAGUGCUAAAAAAUUUGUAUACCCAUCUAUAGGUAUAUAUUAUAAAAUCAAGUGUUAAGUGCUUCGAGUGAAGAAAAUUAAUUCUAGGAUUAAAAUUAAAUCAACCUCGCUAAUACAUCAGAAGCAGAAAAACUCCAUUAAAAUGGGAUAUUCUAUUAUAAAGUGGAUAACUUUUAUUGCAGCAUUUAUUGCUCUAGGUAACGCCGGCAAUCCCCCAGAUGCCGACCAAAAAGGACCCGCUUUCCUCAAAGAACCAACCAACCGAAUCGAUUUCUCCAAUUCAACCGGUGCCGAAGUUGAAUGCAAAGCCAGCGGAAACCCCUUGCCCGAAAUAAUUUGGAUCCGAAGUGACGGUACAGCGGUUGGUGACGUUCCUGGUUUGCGGCAAGUGUCAUCUGACGGCAAAUUGGUAUUCCCACCGUUCCGUGCCGAAGACUACCGCCAGGAAGUUCAUGCCCAGGUUUAUGCGUGUUUGGCAAGAAAUCAAUUUGGAUCGAUAAUUUCACGAGAUGUUCACGUUAGAGCCGUUGUUCCCCAAUCGUACACCGUUAAUGUUAUGGAUGAAGCUGUCCUACGUGGCAAUAGUGCAAUUUUAAAAUGUCAUAUACCAAGUUUUGUAGCUGAUUUCAUUUCGGUUUCAUCGUGGGUUGAAGAUGAAGAAAGAGAGAUAUUUUCAACAAAUGAUGCAGGACAGUUUCCUAUUGACGGAAAAUACUUAGUUUUACCAUCUGGUGAAUUACAUAUUCGUGAAGUUGGACCUGAAGAUGGCUACAAGAGUUACCAAUGUCGUACCAAACAUCGUUUAACUGGCGAAACUAGAUUGAGUGCUACUAAGGGACGAUUGGUAAUUACAGAACCCGUUGGAAGUGUUGCUCCAAAAAUCAAUUUACUUGAAAAAUUUAGAAACAUGGAAGUACAAGCAGGCGAAAACUAUGCUAUGCUGUGUCCAGGGCAAGCGUAUCCCGUGCCAGUUGUAAGGUGGUAUAAAUUUAUCGAAGGAACAACCCGUAAACAAGCCGUUGUCUUAAACGAACGUGUCAAGCAAGUAUCUGGAACCCUGAUAAUCAAAGAUGCUGUUGUUGAAGAUUCUGGCAAAUACCUUUGUGUGGUGAAUAAUUCAGUUGGAGGUGAGAGUGUUGAGACUGUUCUUACCGUCACAGCUCCAUUAUCAGCCAAAAUCGAUCCACCCACACAAACUGUUGAUUUCGGACGUCCAGCUGUUUUUACUUGUCAAUAUACCGGAAACCCAAUCAAAACAAUUAGCUGGCUUAAGGAUGGCAAGAAAAUUGGACAUAGUGAUGCAGUUUUGCGAAUUGAAUCGGUAAAGAAGGAAGACAAAGGCAUGUAUCAGUGUUUCGUACGUAAUGACCAAGAAAGUGCUGAAGCUAGUGCUGAAUUGAAAUUGGGUGGUCGUUUCGAUCCACCUGUUAUUCGUCAAGCAUUCCAAGAGGAAACCAUGCAUCCUGGACCAAGUGUAUUUUUGAAGUGUAUCGCCGGCGGUAAUCCAACACCUGAAAUCUCAUGGGAACUCGAUGGCAAGAAAAUCGCAAACAAUGACAGAUACCAAGUUGGACAAUAUGUUACAGUCAAUGGUGAUGUUGUGUCAUAUUUGAAUAUUACAUCGGUUCAUGCAAACGAUGGUGGUUUAUACAAGUGCAUAGCAAGCAGUAAAGUUGGAACUGCUGAACAUUCAGCUAAAUUGAACGUCUAUGGAUUGCCCUAUAUCAGACAAAUGGAAAAGAAAGCGAUUGUUGCCGGAGAGAAUUUGAUCGUAACAUGCCCAGUUGCUGGAUAUCCAAUUGAUUCAAUUGUUUGGGAAAGAGACAACCGUGCAUUGCCUAUCAACCGAAAACAAAAGGUUUUCCCCAAUGGAACACUGAUCAUUGAAAAUGUCGAAAGGAAUUCUGAUCAAGCUACUUACACUUGUGUUGCAAAGAAUGCUGAGGGAUAUUCCGCACGUGGUUCAUUGGAAGUGCAAGUCAUGGUUUUACCACAAAUUUCACCCAUUCAAACGGAUGACAUUAUAAAUACCGACGAUUCUAUUGACUUAAUGUGUCAAAUAUCAAAAGGUGAUCGACCAUUAAAAAUUAACUGGAGUUUCGAGCGAUAUGCCAGCGAUAGUAGAAUCAACGAAACGCAACCUGUAAUGCGUACCCAUCGCAUAAGUCCAAAAUCAAGUAUUUUAUCAAUUCCAAAAGCAACACCGGCUCACACUGGCACAUAUAUUUGUACUGCCACAAAUUUUGCUGGUCAAUCGUCGCAAAGUGUAAAUCUUACAGUCAAUGUACCACCAAGAUGGAUUUUGGAACCAACUGACAAAGCCUUCGCUCAAGGAUCUGAUGCUAAAGUUGAAUGCAAAGCUGAUGGCUUCCCAAAACCCUCUGUUACAUGGAAACGAGCUGUUGGUGAUACUCCCGGAGAAUACAAAGACUUAAAAAAGAACGAUAAUAUUCGCGUAGAAGAAGGCACACUCCUCAUCGAUAACAUUCAAAAGAACAACGAAGGCUAUUAUCUUUGCGAAGCUAUCAACGGAAUUGGAUCAGGACUCUCGGCUGUGAUUAUGAUCAGCGUACAAGCCCCACCAGAAUUCACUGAAAAACUCCGUAACCAAACUGCCAGACGUGGAGAACCAGCUGUAUUGCAAUGCGAAGCUAAGGGCGAGAAACCAAUUGGAAUUUUGUGGAACAUGAACAAUAUGCGAUUGGACCCUAAGACCGACAACCGAUACACAAUUCGCGAAGAAAUCCUAUCCACUGGUGUUAUGUCAAGCCUUUCCAUCAAACGUACUGAACGAUCAGACUCUGCCCUCUUCACAUGCGUUGCAACCAAUGCCUUCGGAAGCGAUGAUGCAAGCAUAAAUAUGAUUAUUCAAGAAGUUCCUGAGAUGCCAUAUGCCUUGAAAGUCCUCGACAAAUCUGGACGUUCCGUACAAUUGAGCUGGGCACAACCCUACGAUGGCAAUUCACCACUUAACCGAUAUAUCAUUGAAUUCAAGCGAUCACGUGCAUCAUGGGAUGAGAUCGAUCGAGUCAUGGUACCUGGACACACCACCGAAGCACAAGUACAAAAGCUUAGCCCUGCCACAACAUACAACAUUCGAAUUGUCGCUGAAAACGCCAUUGGAACAUCACAAUCUAGCGAAGCUGUUACAAUUAUCACUGCCGAAGAAGCACCAUCUGGCAAGCCAGCAAACAUUAAAGUCGAACCUGUAAAUCAGACAACAUUGCGAGUAACAUGGAAGCCCCCAGCACGUAACGAAUGGAAUGGUGAAAUUUUGGGAUACUAUGUCGGCUACAAACUAUCAAAUACCAAUAGCUCAUAUGUUUUUGAAACUGUUAACUUUUUGACCGAAGAAGGCAAGGAACACAGCUUGGAAUUAAAUAAUCUGAGAGUCUACACACAAUACUCGGUUGUCAUUCAGGCAUUCAAUAAAAUCGGAGCUGGGCCAAUGAGCGACGAAGAGAAACAAUUCACUGCCGAAGGCACACCAAGCCAACCACCAAGCGACACUGCCUGCACUACAUUGACAUCACAAACUAUUCGCGUUUCAUGGGUCAGUCCACCACUGGAAUCAGCAAAUGGAGUAAUUAAGACUUAUAAGGUUGUGUAUGCACCAAGCGAUCUGUGGUAUGAUGAAACCAAACGUCACUACAAAAAGACUGCAUCCUCUGACACUGUUUUACACGGCUUGAAGAAAUACACUAACUACACAAUGCAAGUUUUGGCUACAACUGCUGGAGGUGAUGGUGUUCGAAGUGCUCCAAUUCAUUGUCAAACUGAACCAGAUGUUCCUGAAGCCCCCACCGAUGUAAAAGCCUUAGUUAUGGGUCAUGAAGCUAUCCUCGUAUCAUGGCGUCCACCAGCACAACCCAACGGUGUCAUUCAGCAAUAUACUGUAUAUUCUAAAGUCGAAGGAGCCGAAGGUGAACCAAAGAGCAAGAAAAUCCCACACUAUCAAAUGAGCUUAGAAGCAAACGAAUUGGAAAAGAACAAGCCAUACGAAUUCUGGGUUACUGCCAGCACAAAUAUUGGAGAAGGUCAACCCUCAAAGAGUAUCGUUGCCAUGCCAAGUGAUCAAGUUCCUGCUAAGAUUGCCUCAUUCGAUGACACAUUUACUGCCACAUUCAAGGAAGAUGCUAAGAUGCCAUGUUUAGCUGUUGGAUCACCUACACCUGAUAUUACCUGGAAAAUCAAGGGAAUCGAAUUCACACCAAAUGACCAUAUGCGAUUGUUGCCCGAUGGAUCACUUUUAAUUAAAUCAGCUACUCGUCAAGAUGCCGGAGAAUAUUCGUGCCAUGCUGAAAAUUCUAUUGCCAAGGACUCGAUUACUCACAAAUUGAUUGUACUAGCUCCACCUCAAUCACCACAGGUUUCAAUAACUGCAACAACAACUGAUGCCUUGACUGUCAAAUUGAAGCCCCAUGAAGGUGACUCAGCUCCACUCCAUGGAUAUACAUUACACUACAAACCAGAAUUUGGCGAAUGGGAAACUGCUGAAGUAUCAGUCGAAGCUCAAAAAUAUACAAUUGAAAAUCUCUUCUGCGGAUCAAGAUAUCAAGUCUAUGCUACUGGAUUUAAUAACAUUGGAGCUGGAGAAGCCUCUGACAUUCAAAACACACGCACAAAAGGACAAAAACCAAAAACACCAGAAAAGUCACGAUUCAUUGAAGUCUCAUCGAAUUCAGUAAGCUUACAUUUCAAGGCAUGGAAAGAUGGUGGUUGCCCAAUGUCUCACUUUGUUGUUGAAAACAAGAAACGCGACCAAACCGAAUGGAAUCAAAUCUCAAAUAAUGUCAAGCCCGAUAAUAACUACGUUGUCCUAGAUCUCGAACCAGCUACAUGGUAUAACUUACGUAUCACAGCACACAAUUCAGCUGGCUUUACAGUUGCUGAAUAUGAUUUUGCUACAUUAACUGUAACUGGAGGUACUGUUGCCCCAUUGGACGAUGGCAUUGGCACUGCGAAUAUCCAUACAAGGAUCCGGAUGCCAGCAUGGAUGCCAGAAUGGUUAGAUUUGAACUUUAUGGUGCCAUUGAUUGCAACAUGCAUUGUUGUUGCGGUGGGUAUACUAGUUGUGUGUGUAGCGCUAUCAAGACGAAGAGCUGAUGACAUGCGUGGCGGACAAAAGGAUGUUUACUACGAUGUAGUUUACAAUCAGACAAUGGGACCUGGAGCUACUUUGGACAAGAGGCGACCAGACUUGCGUGACGAAUUGGGUUAUAUUGCACCACCAAACAGGAAGCUGCCACCCGUACCCGGAUCCAAUUACAACACUUGCGACAGGAUUAAGCGAGGUACAGUUAUAAUAGGCCGUGGCAUGCGUUCAAACCACUCUACAUGGGAUCCCCGUCGUCCAAUCUACGAAGAAUUGAAGCCACCACCAGUACCAAGACAUUAUGGUCACAGUCAUGGUAAUGAAGAAUGCUAUUACAGACAUCCAGGUAUGGAAGAUGAGAUCUGCCCCUAUGCCACUUUCCACUUGCUCGGCUUCCGUGAAGAAAUGGACCCCACCAAGGCGAUGAACUUCCAGACUUUCCCCCAUCAAAACGGACACACCGGACCAGGACAUGCCGGAACUAUGGGACCACCAGGACAUCCAGGACACGUACACUCCCGAUCAGGCUCACAAUCUAUGCCACGUGCUAACCGAUAUGCCCGCAAGAACAGCCAAGGAGGACAGAGCUCAAUUUACACACCCGCACCUGAAUAUGAUGAUCCUGCUAACUGUGCUGAAGAAGAUCAAUACCGCCGUUAUACCCGUGUGAACUCACAAGGAGGAAGUCUAUAUAGCGGACCUGGACCCGAAUAUGAUGACCCAGCUAACUGCGCACCUGAAGAAGAUCAAUAUGGCUCACAAUACGGCGGACCAUACGGUACACCAUACGAUCACUACGGAUCUCGCGGAUCUGUUGGACGUCGCAGUGUCGGAUCAUAUCGUCAUAUGCCAGGUAAUGGAUCUCCUGAACCCCCACCACCACCACCACGCAACCAUGACAUGAGCAACUCUUCCUUCAAUGACUCCAAGGAGAGCAAUGAGAUCUCAGAAGCUGAAUGUGAUCGUGAUCAUGGACCACGAGGAAAUUAUGGCGAAGACUCCAAGGAGGCUAAACGAUCCCCGCAUCAAAAGGAUCAACGUACAACUGAAGAAAUGCGAAAAUUAAUCGAAAGAAACGAAGCCGGCGCAAAACAAUUCCAACAACAAAGUGGCGCAGGAUUCACAGCCUACGAUACUAUGGCAGUGUAAUUUGUAAACUCGCAACAUCAUUAAUUAAACAUCAAAUAAUUAAAAAAAAAAAAACAAAAACAACAACAUACAUCAUAUUAAUAAUUUAAAACAAACAAAACAAAAUCGACUAAAAAUUAAAUAUGUUUUAAUUAUUAUAAUAUACAUAUUAUUAAAUAUUAAUAAUAAAAUUAAUAUUAUGCAUAACAAUUGUAUACAUACACACAAACAACACACUCACAAUUUAUACAUACUAUAUACAUCAUGAAAAAAUUUUAAAAUUAAAAACAAAAAUUGUGUAUUCAAAUAGACACCACAUUUAAAAUUAAAUUAUAUUAAAAUUAAAAAAUAUAAAAUAGUUUUCUAUAUAAAUUGAGUAAAAUUUUGAAUUUGAGUUCGCAUUAUGUGUGUUUUUGGAAAUGGAGACUAGAUGCAUAAUAUAUGUAGUUGAAAAAAUUGCCAUUUUUGUUUUAUACACAAUAAUAAUUACACAAAAAAGUAGUAAUUUUAAUUAUUCAUAUUUAUCGAUUUUAUAUAAAACUAAGAUAAUUAUGUGUGUAGAGAUAUCCUCGUGUUUUUAGUUUUUAUUCGUUGUGAUUUGUAUAAGUUAUUUAUGAUUUAUUUUUUAAAUAACAAAAAUGAAAAGGGCAAGCAGUGAUAAUGCAAAGAAAAAGGUACUAGAAUGAUAUGUAAGAGAGCCCCUAAUAAAAUGGAAAUAAAGACUAAAUCAAAGCUUUUUGAAAAAAAGUCUCCAAAAAUACAUUUUUUUAUAUUUUAUCUAAGUAUAACGAGUAAUUAAAAUAGUUAUACAAAUUUUUAGUCAUUUGUAAUUUUUUAGUCGUUUUAGUCAUGUAAGUUUAUUACCUAUUAUUAUAAUAAUU